ACAUCAACAACAAUGGCAAACCGUAGUCUGUUUUGGUAGGAGAUUUCUGAUUGGGAGUUAGACGGUCAGAAAAGCUUCGUCGCUGUAUUCGUGACUUAUUUCUUUUUUUUUUUUGUUCGAAUUGGCGAGUUUUAUUUUAAAAUAAGAGUGCUCGUCUGUAGAAAUAUAUUUUUCGUUUUUACAUUUUUUUUUUCCCCGAAAAUGUGCGAGGCGCUGUUGGCAAGCUCACACAGUCUGUGCAUGUGUGUCCCUGCUGCUUUUCUGCUGGGCUACAGCUACUAACCUAGCUGCUUUUUCACUCGGUGGUUAGCUAACGUUAGCCUGGCAGCGUUUAUUGACUUGAGGGAAAAAAAACACAAUCGCAUGUAAAGGGUGUUUGUGCGAUUUGUUUUAUGAAAACAUCCCCCAACUAUUUGCUAAUCGUCGCUGCCGGGUACGGUAAGAAGUGUUGUAUGAUUUGUCGUAGAAAAUACUUUGCUGGCUAGCUAACAGGCUAGCUAUUUGUGUGUAUUCUUCGACUGAGGAAAACGGCGAGUUUUCUUUGAAAGUAUGGAUGACCAGACCAGGAUGAUGACGGGUCUCACCGGACUCGGUGGACUAGCACAAGCCGAUGUCGGUGACCCAGACUCGGUCAGGAAACAGCAGUCCCUCGGUCAGCCUCAGCAAGACAUAGGGGAUAUCCUACAGCAAAUAAUGGCCAUCACCGACGAAAGCCUGGACGAAGCACAGGCCAGAUGCUGGCCAGAGGAAUCGCCGGCGCAUUGGGGUGGAUCAGACGACCCCACAGAGGGAGGGAGAGCAGGGGGGGGCAUGGCAGGGGGUGGCCUGCCACUCAACUUCCAGCACAGGAAGCAUGCCCUGAACUGUCACAGAAUGAAGCCAGCCCUCUUCAGCGUUCUCUGUGAGAUCAAAGAGAAGACGGUGCUGAGUAUACGAGGUGUGCAGGAGGAGGACCCCCCAGAUCCCCAGAUCAUGCGGUUGGACAACAUGCUGCUGGCAGAGGGCGUGUCAGGACCAGAGAAGGGUGGAGGAUCGGCUGCAGCGGCUGCAGCUGCAGCAGCAGCAGGGGGUUCACCCACCGACAGCAGCAUCGAACACUCUGACUAUAGAGCCAAGCUCGCUCAGAUUCGCCAGAUAUAUCAUUCUGAGCUGGAGAAGUAUGAGCAGGCCUGCAGUGAGUUCACCAACCAUGUAAUGAACCUGCUGAGAGAGCAGUCUCGCACACGGCCCAUCUCUCCCAAGGAGAUUGAGCGCAUGGUGGCCAUCAUCCACCGCAAGUUCAGCUCCAUUCAGAUGCAGCUUAAACAGAGCACCUGUGAGGCUGUCAUGAUCCUGCGCUCACGCUUCCUUGACGCCAGACGUAAGAGGCGCAAUUUCAACAAGCAAGCCACAGAGGUGCUGAACGAGUAUUUCUACUCCCACCUGUCUAACCCUUACCCUAGUGAGGAAGCCAAGGAGGAACUGGCCAAAAAGUGUGGGAUCACUGUGUCUCAGGUCUCUAAUUGGUUUGGCAACAAGAGAAUACGCUACAAGAAGAACAUUGGUAAGUUCCAGGAGGAAGCAAACCUCUACGCAGUUAAAACAGCGGUGGAUGCUGCCAAUGUGUCGGCGCAGGCUAGCCAGGCUAACUCUCCAGCAACGCCAAACUCAGGGUCACCAGGGUCAUACAGUUUGUCUCACACAGGCGACGCCUACCUCAGCCUGCGUUCACUCAACGGGGAGGGUCUCAACAUCGCCCCCUCUCUACAGCCGCAGGUGGAUACCCUGCACCGUGCUACACACCUGACGGGCGGCUAUGAGGAGCUGUCGGGUAGUGGCCUCUACACCCCUCAUCGCCUGGAUGCUAACAGCUGGCAGGACACCACCAACCCCCCCUCGGUCACCUCCCCUCCCGGUCCUCCUGGCAGCGUCCAUUCCGACACCUCCAACUGAUCCGGUGGCUCUCCUUGCCAUCACUUCAUUCCCACUGUGGUCUGCUAUGACUACCAUCGUCUGUCCCCAUUCUUCGAUAUGCCCUUGUCUCUCAACUAGACAGCCACACAAGGCUGUAUUUGCUUUUCAUAAACACACACACUGUGCAGGAACACAGGACAGCCGAACAGUAGUUAGGAGGACAUCCCCCUCCACCCCACAGCUCCAUUUCAACGCUUGAAACUCCAUAACUCAGAAUGAAAGAGGGAUGGAACUUACUGAUACUAAGACAGAUAGGAAACAUCUUUACCAUCGAGGACUUUUUGAAAACCACUGACCCAGCUGUGUAGAUGAUCAUGAUGUCUGUACAAUAUGUGUAUAUGCACGUUAACUUCACACAGUACUCACACAGCUUGUCCAUGUGCCGUUGACCUCUGCACUCGACCCUUUGCUUUGGAAAACUGUGUGCGAUUGCCUGUAUCUUUUGAAGCCUUGGCAUUUGACAGCCAAACUGUUGAUACAGAUCACCAGGGAGCUCUGCUCACCUUGCUCGUACCAAAGUGCUGCCCCAGUAGUUGUCAACACAUCUGUUCCUCCGAGAUCACCCUCUGCCAACUCGACACAAGACGAUGUUGUAUCUUCCAGUCCUUAUAGCUUGAUAUUUCAUUCUGUGGGAGAUUUUAAAGUGAAUAAUUGAGACAUGCGCCAAGGCGCAUGCAACCCCCUUCCA
Toxotes jaculatrix (banded archerfish) is the source of this 2641-nucleotide messenger RNA. RefSeq names its product pre-B-cell leukemia transcription factor 4 (gene pbx4). The record is from RefSeq and is a predicted model, not a curated record. The coding region runs from base 550 to 1932 and encodes 460 amino acids. The transcript is spliced from 10 exons. Gene Ontology annotation, cellular component: nucleus. Gene Ontology annotation, molecular function: DNA-binding transcription factor activity, RNA polymerase II-specific; RNA polymerase II cis-regulatory region sequence-specific DNA binding. NCBI's taxonomy places the organism in Eukaryota, Metazoa, Chordata, Actinopteri, Toxotidae. Gene Ontology annotation, biological process: eye development; neuron development; animal organ morphogenesis.